AUGUCUGGAAAAUAUUCUGUCGAAGAUCUGUUGAAGUUGCGAGCAUCACCGCUGAUAUGUAGACCUGCGAAUCUACCACCAAUAGAGGAAUGGAUGGGUGCGCAAGAGCUGAGUGGCAGGAGGCCGAUAGCUCGAGGAGUUAAAGAGGAGCAGCCUGUCGCGAGUGAACCCUUUCAAAAACGCCCAACUAUAAUCGACGCUCAACGCCGAACAACUACAGAUCCCGACCGCAUCGUUCUCGGUCCUCCUCGACGGUCCUUCGCUUCCAAUGCCCGCGCCGUGAGCAAGUCGCAAGAUCUGGGGGACGAGUCCGGGAAUAAUAAAGAUCGAUCAACACUGGGCGACAAAUCCCGAAAUGGCGAAGAGUCCGAGUUCCGGCACCACGAGCGCAGAUAUACUCAAACAAAUGGCCGCUACGGCAAUCGUCAAGAGAGCGAAGAUCUGGAGACAGAAGGUCGUCGUGAGUUCGACCGCAGGCCGAAAUGGGCAGGGAGAGACAGAAAUGAUCAGGACCUAGACAACGAUCAAACACAGGAAGAUUCAUCACGCGGCUUCAGGAGAGACACACAGUCGAGGGCGAAGUUGUCACAGUCAUGGUUUAAAAAGGACACCGGGGAUGAGGCACCUGACUGGCGUCGCGAUCGAGGCAGAGACCGUGACUGGGAUAAGGAUCGCGCUGCCAAAGUGGAGGCGGAACCCGAAUGGAUGGAUUCCACCGAACCUGAAGAGCCGUUCCAGGCACGUACCCAGGAGGAUUUCCAACGUUGGAAAGAACGGAUGAAGGCUGGCAGCGCAGCGCCACCUGAAGCAGUCGAAACAGCUGCCACCAGUCCACCAGCGGAAGAGAAGCCAGCCAAGAGAGUCGUUUCUGCCGAGCCAGACGACUCGAUGGAUAAAUUCUUCGCAAGAUUCGAGUCAAAGACGACGGAGCAAAAGGCCGGGCCCGCAAAGUCGCACGGCAAAACACGGUUUGCAUCGCUGUUUAGUCCUGCAACGGAACAAAGCAAGCAGAUCGAAAUUCCACUUCAAGCUUUGUCCUCGGACCGGCCUUCAUCCGCUCAAGCAACAGGCUCGGCGACAGAUGCCGACCAAGCUGGAUUCGCUCGCAUUCUUGAAAUGUUGCAGACACGAAGUAAUAACCCCACUCCCCAAAACCAAGAGGGGGCAAAACCGAGAACACCAUUAUAUGCAAGAGCAGCUGAGCAAAAGACCGACCCUGAACCAAAGCCACCCCUGCCUGAACUCUAUGCGCUGCUGAGUGGGCAGUUGGGAGGUCAAGCGUCGCAGCCUGAGCACGUCCAGCCAACUGCCCCUCCGGAGAGGUUUACAGAGAGCAAAUCUCCCAGCGAGCAACCCACGCACACACGACAGCAGUCGAGCAUCACCAAAGAUGAAGUUCUGUUGACCUUGCUCCGUCAAGCCACUCUGGCACCAAAACCUCAACCACCACCACCUACUGGAGGGCUAAUGUUUGGCCUGCCUCCCGAGCCCAGUAACCGUCCAAUGCAGCCAAGAGGGCCAGUGAUCUCCCCCGUUCAGGCUCAACAGGAUCCAAUAAUGACACAGCGAAGAGAACCAAGAGGGCCAGUGUUUGAUGAUUCGCCGAUUUCCUUGUACCCAAACGAACAGACGCAGCGCGAACAGCCUGGUAGAAGGCCAACCAACGGCACACAAUCAGUGUAUCCGGAUGUUCCCCUGAUGACACUUCUGCGUGGACAAACACCACAGAGACCACUGCAACCCACUCAACCACCUCAAGCACUCCCUCCGGGUCUUCAGCGUCCUCCUGGACUGGAUCAGAUGCCACGACAGAAUCCGAGCUGGCCUCCCCAACAGCCCCAGCAGCCACCACAGCCUUCACGCCAACCGUCACUCCCGCCUGGCUUGUCCAGCCUCCCCCGGGGGAUGUCAGGGGGUCCAUAUGCUCAACCUCAGCAGCUUCCGAGUCAGCCGACUCUACCGCAGCAGCAGCGCCCGCCGCAACCCCAGCCACAACGAAAAUACACCGCUGAUUCCUCCGGAAUGCCUCCUAACCUUCCACCCGGUAUUUACCCCCCUCCAGGCUUCAUGAAUGCGGGUCCACCGCCGGGCUUUCCAGGUGGGAUGGGAAAUCAUCCCGCCGCGAGAUUUGGUGGUGACCCGGGAGCGCAACAGCGGGCUUUCAUGGAGAUGUACGGCGAAGUUGGCGGGCGAGGGCUGGGACUAAGAGGAGGCGCGGGCAACUCUAAUAUGCCGCCGUAUCGGUAA
Molecule: messenger RNA, 2247 nt
Organism: Fonsecaea nubica
Lineage: Eukaryota; Fungi; Ascomycota; Eurotiomycetes; Chaetothyriales; Herpotrichiellaceae
Exons: 3
Coding region: 1-2247 (748 amino acids)
Source: RefSeq, a predicted model, not a curated record